AUGCAGGUUCGUCAUUGCAAGACGCUUGCGCAAGGGCAGUCAGCGAUGGCCCGCACGCGGGCGAUUGCGUGGUCGCCGAACAGCAAACGCCUGGCGGUGGCCGACUCCGGGGGUUUUGUGCAGCUCUACGACGAGCAGUGCGAGCGGCGGGAUAAAUUCCCGACAAAGUCCGCCGACGGGAAGGGCGGGCGGACCUACCACGUCAGCAGUUUGGCCUUUUCCCCCGAAAGCGCGCGGAUCGCCGUGGCCCAGUCCGAUCGCAUCGUCUUUGUCUACCGCAUCGGCCUCGACUGGGGGGACAAAAAGGCGAUCACGAGCAAAUUCCCGCAGACGAGCCCGGUCACCUGCGUGGUUUGGCCGAGCGUGACCUCGCAAGGGGUCGAGCUCAUCGUCUUUGGGACGCAGGAGGGGAAGGUGAAGGUGGGGAUCCUCAAGUCGAAUAAAUCGCAGAGUCUCUACGGGCACGACCACCCCGUCGUCGCCCUCGCCACCAGCCAGGAUGGGGCCAACCUGGUCGCCGGGCACCUCGACGGCGCGGUUUACGUCUACGCCUUCGACACCGACGACGGCGUCGAGGCGGCGAAGCCGAAGAGACUUUUCACCCACGCCUGCGCCCCCUACGUGUUGUCGUGGGGGGAGCACAUCUGCGCGGCCGGGCAGGAUGGCGUGAUGAACUUCUACAGCUCCAUUAGCGGGCAAAAACACCAGUCGUUUGACUAUCCGGUGAAGUCCGAGGGAGGGUUCACCGCGGGGUGCUGUAGUCCGAGCCGGCAGACGAUGGUGGCGGCCUCGCGAGAUCGGCUUCGCGUGUUUAAUUACAACCUCCGCGCCGGGAAGUGGGACGAAGGGGGUGUGGUGGAGUACCCCAACAGCUACGCCGUCUACGCGAUGGGCUGGAAGAGCGAUGGGAGCCGGCUUGUGGUGGGGACUCUGACCGGCGCCGUGGACGCCUUUGACGUGUGUUUAAAGCGCUACUGCCUGCGCGGGUCCUUCGAGUUCACCUACGUGAGCCACAACCAGGUGAUUGUGAAGCGGUUGACGACAGGGGCGCGGAUUGUCUUCCGGUCGAACAUGGAGAACGAGAUCCAGCGGGUGAACGUUCAUCGGGAUCGCUACCUUGUGGCCUACACCUCCGCGACGCUUCUGGUGGGGGACCUGAACACGUGCGCGCUGUCCGAGGUCCCCUGGCGCUUCACCGGGCGCGAGACCUACUCCUUCGACAACCCCAAAGUCUGCAUGGUCUUCACCACCGGCGAGCUGUGCCUGAUUGAGUAUGGCCAGAACACCUUAUUAGGGACCUACCGCACGACGGAGCGCAACGCGCACCGGAUAUCCGUGCGGCUGCCGGACCCCGCGCCUGGCGCGACCCGCGCCAUCGCCUACCUCCCCGACCGCCAGACCCUGCACGUGCACGAGGUCGGCAGCGGCGCCCUGCUGGCGCGGCUCACACACCCUGUGAGGGUGGACUGGCUCGCCCUGAGCCCCCGCGCCACGCGGCUGCUCUUCCGCGACCGCGACCGCCACCUCCACCUGCUCGACCUCCGCAGCCACCGCCGGGUGACGCUGUUGGCGGGCUGCGGCUACGCCCAGUGGGUGCCGGGCAGCGACGUCGUUGUGGCACAGGCGCGCGGGGGGCUCUGUGUCUGGUACGCCGUCGAGGCCCCGGAGCGGGUCGUCAACCUCCCGAUCCGCGGCGAGGUCCAGGGCAUCGCCCGCGGCGCCGGUAAGACCGAGGUCCUCGUCGACGACGGCGUGCACACCGUCGCCUACGCCCUCGAUGAGGCCAUGAUCGAGUUCGGCGCCGCGAUGGAGGAGCACGACUACGAGCGGGCGGUGGACCUCCUGGACCGAACCCCGUCAAGCGCGGAGACCGCCGCGAUGUGUACGACUUUGGCAGGGGUCGCCCUGGCCGAGUCGAAGCUGCGGAUCGCCGAGCGCUGCUUCGCCGCGCUCGGGGACGUCGCGAUGGUCCAGGCCAUCGCGCGGAUUCACGACCUCGCCGCCCAGGCCCGCGCGGGGAACGCGGGGGCGACCGACGGCUACGACCACUUCACCGUCCGCGCGGAGUUGUUCAUCCUCGCUAAGGAAUUCACCGCGGCGGAGCGGGUGUACCGCGAGAACGGCAAGGACGAGAUGGCGAUGCGGAUGUGGGAGGAGAUGGGGCGCUUCGACGCCAGCAUAGCGAUUGCUGAGUCGUGCGGGUUGCCCGACCUUGCUGAACGCCGCGCGCGGUACUUGAACUGGUUGAUGGAAACCCGACAGUACGAAAAGGCGGGGGCGAUCAGGGAAAAGGAAGGGCGGUACCUGGAGGCGAUCGACCUCUACCUCCGAGGCGGGACCCCCGCGCGGGCGGCGAACGUCGUCAGCGCCUACGACCUCAGGCCCGAGCAGCAGCUCCUCGAGGCGAUCGCCGCAGCGUUGUCGAAGGCGCAGAUCUUCGAAAAGGCCGGCGCCUUCUUCGAGAAGCUCCGGAUGGAUGAUCGGGCGAUGGACGCGUAUAAACGUGGACACGUCUUCGGCCCCGCGCUGGAGUUAGCGCGGCAAAAGCACCCCGAGAAGGUCGUCCCGCUCGAGGAGGAGUGGGGUGAUUAUCUGGUCUCGCAGAAGCACGUUGAUCAGGCGAUUAACCACUAUAUUGAGGCGGGAACCUACGGCAAGGCGGUCCGCGCCGCGAUUAACUCGCGGCAGUGGCGUAAGGCGGUGAGCAUCCUCGAAUCGCAGGACACCGCCGCGGACGGCGGCGCAGGCGACGACGAGGGAGAGGAGGCGGAGGACAAGAGGCUCGGGACGGGGUCGCUGACCGACGCGAAUACGCGCGGCUUCUACCGGGUCAUCGCGCAGCACUACGAGGAGACCCAUCAGUACGCCGAGGCCGAGAAGUUGUACGUUCGCACCGGGGCGGUGAAUGAGGCGGUGGAGAUGUACAACCGGGCGGGGAUGUCGGACCACAUGUACCGCGUCGCGCAGCGCCACCUCGGACAGCAGCAGCUUAUCGAUCUUUUUAUCGGGCAGGCGAAACAGUUGGAGGCGAAGGGCGAUUACACCGGCGCGGAGCGGGUUUAUUUGAAGGUCAACGACCCUGACCAGGCGAUCGUGAUGUAUAAGAAGCUGCGGGAUACGACGAAUAUGAUUCGCCUCGUGCAGGCUUAUCGGCCGGACUUUUUGUUCAAAACCCAUCUCUCCCUCGCCGCGCAGUUCGAGAAGGAGAGCAACCUGAAGAUGGCGGAGACGCACUACGUUGCGGGGAAGGACUGGGGGCGGGCGGUCAACAUGUACCGCGAUCGGGAUAUGUGGGAGGAUGCGGUGCGGGUGGCGAAGAUCCACGGCGGCGCGAAUGCCGCACGGCAGCUGGUGAUUCUCCGCGCCCUCGUGAUGGACGUCGACGAGGGGCUCAAACUACUGUCGAAGUUCAACCUCACCGAGGCCGGUAUCGAAGCCGCGCUGGAAACGCACAAGUUCGACCUCGCCCUCCAGUGGGCGCAGGCGGUGCAGCCGAGCAAGCUGCCCUUUGUCUACUUCAAAUACGCGAUGUACUACGAGGACCAAGGCGAUUUCCGCGUGGCCGAGGAGACCUUUAUCAAAUCCGGCAAACCCCGCGAGGCGAUUGAGAUGUACGUCCAUCAGCACGAGUUCAGCAACGCGAUGCGGGUGGCGGAGCAGUACGACCAGUCCUCCAUCCCGAGCAUCUGCGCGACGAGCGGGCGGGUGUGCUUUCAGCAGGGGAAUUAUAAAGAGGCCGAGCAGCUCUUUCUUCGCGCCAAAGCGCCGGAGACGCUGCUGAAGAUGUACAUGGACCACCGCAUGUACACGGAGGCCCAACGGAUCGCCAAGGAGCACUGCCCGGAGGCGCUGCGGGAGGUCGCGAAGCGGAUCGCCCUGCAGUCGAACGACCCGCAAAAGGCCGGCGCGGUGCUGGAGGAGAAUCGGGAGUAUCAACUCGCCAUCGACGCCUACCUCAGCGCGAAUCCGGAAACGGUGCAGGACCCGACGGUGCUCGCGAAUUUGUGGGUGCGGGCGGUGAAAGUCGCGCAGAGGCAUGCGCGAAACGCCCUCCGCGAUACCCUCCGCGUUGUGACCGAGAAACUCAAGGCGGCCAACCACUUCGUCGAGGCCGGGAAGUGUCUGGAGGACUGCGAGGACUACAAGGGCGCGAUUAAUAUGUACGUGCAGGGACAGAAGUUCGAGAUGGCCGAGGCGCUGGCGCGGCGGAUCAGCCCGGAGAUGGUGGAUUACGUCAAACGGGCGAUUGUGCAGGAUAGCAUCGACGUUGGCGGGGGCAUGCGGGAUGCCCACCUUGUCGAGGACAUCCACCCCGAGGCGGCCUUGAAGGCCUACAUCGCGAAAGGCGAUUUCACCAAUGCGAUGCGGCUUGUCAAACAGCGGAUGUCAGACCAGCUGCCCUACGUCGCCGGGCUGCAAAUGCAGCAUUUCGUGAAGCAGGGCGACGUGUUAUCCGCGCUGCAGACGGUCAACGCUUACCCGCUCGAUACCGAAGACUUCCGUUUUCACGAUUCCUGGCUGCGAUUAGCGCAGAUGAUUAUCCCGAUGCUGGAUUACCACGGGGAGAUCGUGAAGCCCCCGGAAGGGAAAAAUGCAAAGGAUACGGAGGAAGAGGGCAAUAUAAGGCUCGCCACUUUGCAUGAGCGGUUGGUGAAGGUAAAUCAGAGUAUCACGGCGUCAGGGCAGGAGGCGCAGGAGGUGGCGCGCGUGAACGCGCUCGUGCAUAUUAUUCAUAUCUACCAUGUCGCCAAGCAAAUGCGCGCAGAGAGUCAGCUGCAGGAGCUUUCGAUCAAGCUCAUGCUCGGGUUGCCGCGUUGGAUUCCGUUUAUUUCUCCCGAAAAGGCGUUUUAUGAUGCCGGGAUGGCCUGUAAGGAGGGCGGAAUGGAGGGCUUAGCAUUUCUGUACCUGAAUUACGCCCUCGAUUUCGUCGAGGCUGUGGAGGAUCAGCUCGAGGAUAGCGCCGCGAUCGCCAACGACGACUUCGCCCUCGCCGUUGACAUUCCAAAGAAAUUCCCGCUCCCAUCCACCCUUGUCGUCAGCAGCGCUGCGAUCGAAGAGGCCAAAAAUUGGGUUUUACUUGUCUCCAUCGAGGUGAAUGAUGAAAAACAGCGGCAGCGGGUUUUGCCGACGGUGCAGGACCCGCAAUCGGGCAAGAUGAUGUUCGAGGGCUCGCUCAAGUCUCCCAGCGGGAAUGUUUUCCCGGAGUGCGCAGUGAGCGGCUACCCCAUUAUUAGCGGCGGCCUCACGCGGUGUGCGGGUUGCCAGCGAGCGGCCAACCAGGCGGAUUGGAAUCGCUUCGUGAUGGUGAUGCGGCAUUGCCCGUGGUGUGGGCAUGAGGUGCGGCCCGACUUUAGGCUGUGA
Messenger RNA from Phytomonas sp. Hart1, 5361 nucleotides. The record is from the annotation of a GenBank genome assembly. Lineage: Eukaryota; Euglenozoa; Kinetoplastea; Trypanosomatida; Trypanosomatidae.